AUGUUUAAAGUGAUUCGUGCAAUUUCCAAGUUAACCAGGAUAAAUAAAAGAUAUUGUACUUGCGAAUGGCAGGAAUUCGAGGAUGCAAACACAAAGAUCGCCAUCCUUCCAAACGGAGUGCGGGUUGCCACUGAGGAGACCUGCUCCCCCCUGGCUUGUAUCUCCCUUUUCGUCGAAGCAGGAUCCCGGUUUGAAUCCGCAAGUAUCAACGGCAUCACUCAUUUCAUAGAGCACAUGGCGUUCAAAGGUUUUGGGUCCAUGAGUAGGCGUCAGUUUGAGCAAACUCUAUUGCAUAUAGGUUCAAAGCUGCAUGUGGAGACGACCAGAGAGCUGCAGAUCUUCACCGCGUAUUGCCCGGCGGAGUGCGCGUCGAACAUCCUUGACAUAUACUCCAAAAUCAUCUGCGAUCUCGAGCUUAACGAAACGUGCAUCGACAAAGAGAGGAGCAUCGUGUGCGACGAAAUGGAGGACGCUGACAACGAUCCUAGGGUUCUCACCUUCGACUAUUUGCACCAGUGUGCGUUUCAAGGCACGCCGCUCGCGCAGCGCGUCAUAGGCCCUUCGUGCAACUUGGCUCGCUUCGACAAGGAUCUCAUCUGCAGCUUCAUGCUCGAACACUACCAGCCCUAUAAACUGUGCCUUGCGACCUGCGGCGGUGUGUGCCAUGAGAACAUGCUGAGCGAGACAGAACGCAGGUUCGGCAACAUCGUGCCCAAUCCUGAGUACAUGACGGACGAGGGACCUUGCCGGUUUACUGGCUCGCAGGUGGUCUAUCGGAACGACUCCAUGCCGUUUGCCCAUGUUGCCAUCGGCUUUGAAGUGCCAGGGUAUGGCCACGAGGACUAUCUGCCGCUUCUACUCAUGUCUUGCAUGACCGGCUCGUGGUGUAAGAGUCAGCAAGGCGCUAUGCAUCAGGGGUCCCCUUUGGCGAUCGCCGCUGCUCAUGAUAACUGCCAUUACUUCGACAGCUUCUAUCUCCACUACAAAGACGUUGGAUUGUGGGGGGUGUACUACGUCGGGGAGAGGAUGCAGCUCGACGAUAUGAUGUACAACAUCCAGCAGCAGUGGAUGUACAUGUGCACCAUGACGAAUGCGAGAGAUCUGGAGCGUGCGAUCAAUUUGGCCAAGCUUAAGCUUUGCAAGAAGGCGGCCGGAGUAGUGGAGUGCAGUCACGACAUCGGGUACCAGAUGAUGUACACGUGUGGACGGCGGUCCGUAGCCAACUUCAAGUACUGGAUGACGACUAUGGAACCCAAGAUCAUCAGGAACACGGCAUAUAAAUACUUAUAUGACAAAUGCCCGGCGGUGGCGGCAGUGGGGCCGACGGAGUGCUUACCGGACUACACCAGGAUCAGGGCAGGCCAGUACUGGCUCAGGGUUUAA
Molecule: messenger RNA, 1383 nt
Organism: Manduca sexta (tobacco hornworm)
Lineage: Eukaryota; Metazoa; Arthropoda; Insecta; Lepidoptera; Sphingidae
Product: cytochrome b-c1 complex subunit 1, mitochondrial-like
Exons: 1
Coding region: 1-1383 (460 amino acids)
Cellular component (GO): mitochondrion
Molecular function (GO): metalloendopeptidase activity; metal ion binding
Source: RefSeq, a predicted model, not a curated record